This is a messenger RNA of Closterium sp. Yama58-4, 957 nucleotides long. Lineage: Eukaryota; Viridiplantae; Streptophyta; Zygnematophyceae; Desmidiales; Closteriaceae. The record is from the annotation of a GenBank genome assembly.
AUGCGCCUCGCAUCUGAGCCGUUCGUUUCGCCGGAGGACCAGCUCGAUCCGGACGCCUCCGUCUCUCGCCCCGUUCUCCUCAUCCUCUGCGGAUUCGCCGCCGCAUUUCUCGCGGCGGGAAUCAUGACGUCAGGAUUCCUCCAAUUCGUCCUCAUCUGGAUCGCGCUCGCCCUCGUUAUAGGCCCACUCGCUCCUAUCACACAGACAGGUGGAGACUGUAGAGUUGGUGUCGGUCCCCCGUUAGAAGAGCACCAGCACGCGGAGGAGCAACCAGCGGACGAACCAUCCCCAGCCUCUCGUUACAAGAACACGGCCGCUCGCGAGCCGCAGGAAGCUGAGCUGGCGGAUCUCCCCGUCCAGCGCGCUGCAGACGGCGGCGCCGCCAACAGCGGCAGCGCCGCCAGCGAAGGCGUGGACACGAGCGAGUGGACGCGCGAGGAGUGGGACCAGCUGAAGAAGCUUCUCGUGAAGCUUCCUCGCGGAACAACCCAGCGGUGGGAGAAGGUAGCAAAAGGCGUGGGGUCCGGGCGGCGCGCCGUGGACGACGUGAUCCGAUCCGCCAAGGCCGUCGCGCUGCAGAAGCCGUCGGAUCGCGACGCGUACGCCGCGUUCCUGGCGCAGCGCAAGCAGCACAAGGGCAGCAGCGCGGGCGCGGGGGGAGCGGGGGGGGCGGGGGGAGCCGAACCCGCGCCCACAAGCAGAUGGGAGGAGGAGGGGAUCGCCCCUGGGGGCGCGGCAGAGGCAGAGGGCAAGGGCGGUGGUAACGCGGUAACCACGUGGACGGAGGCGCAGGACCGCGCGCUGCUGCAGGCGCUGAAGGAGUUCCCGAAAGACACGCCCCUGCGGUGGGAGCGCGUGGCCAGCGCCGUGCCCGGCCACACCAAGCAGCGCUGCUUCAAACGCUUCGCUGAGCUAAGAGACAAGUUCCGCUCCAAGGGGGCAGAGCUCACAGACUGA